Molecule: messenger RNA, 228 nt
Organism: Brenthis ino (lesser marbled fritillary)
Lineage: Eukaryota; Metazoa; Arthropoda; Insecta; Lepidoptera; Nymphalidae
Source: the annotation of a GenBank genome assembly
AUGCACGUUGCACAAACGUCGGAACCGCGGCUUGGUAAACCUAUAUGCGGUAUCCGGUUUCCCUACGCAGCAGCGGUGACCCCCAACCAAUGUAAGCUUUGUUCAGCAGCUUUAAGAUUAGACGAACAUUAUCAUGUGGAAAGAAAACAGCGCUUCAAGCGAUUAAUAACUUACGACGUAAAAGGAUUGUUAAGGAUCCUAUUUAGGUCUAACUAUAAGAAGGCAAAG